Closterium sp. NIES-65 is the source of this 1968-nucleotide messenger RNA. The record is from the annotation of a GenBank genome assembly. NCBI's taxonomy places the organism in Eukaryota, Viridiplantae, Streptophyta, Zygnematophyceae, Desmidiales, Closteriaceae.
AUGAAGCUCCUUCCCUCAUCCUCCUCCGCGUUACCACUUGAACUCGCCGCCUCGACAUUAUCCGAACAAGACAUGGAUACAAGUACAAGCAGCACUAAAAAUGCUUUUUUUGAAAGGAGAAAAGCAGCCGAGUCAUCCGACUUGCCAGGUUCUGCUGACAGCCUUGGGGAUUCAACCCGUGCUCUGCAGGCCCAGCGAGCCGAGCACACACCAGAUUCCACGGCAUUGACGUCUUCUGCAGCCUCUCCGAAUUCUCAUGGCGCGCCUGGAACUAGUUCUGAGACGUUGCGAAACGCGGCGAAUCUUCGCGAAGCGGUUGGAACGCCUGGCGAAAACAGCGAAAUCAAUAUGCUGGACGGGGCUCUAGGCGAAGCGGCUCAGGCCGCAGCAGCUGUGGCAGGCGCAGCAGCAGCCGCCUCGGCAGUGAUUGGUGCGGUGGGAGCGGGUGGGGGAGGAGCGGAGAGGGACGAACGGGAAGGGGACGAUUUCAUCUGUGACAUGGUGGCAGUGGCUCGCAUCAUGAACGCCACACUUGUGGUGCCGGAGCUGGACCACACCUCCUUCUGGUCCGACCCCAGCGAGUUUGAGGACAUAUUCGACUUGGACCACUUCAUUGCCACGCUCAAGGACAUCACCCUCUUGUGCCUUGACCAAACCUUCUACUUCUCCCUCACCCCUCACACCGUCCCUGUCUGCCACGUCAGCGAGUUCGAGGACAUAUUCGACCUGGAGCACUUUGUUGAGACGCUCAAGGACGACAUCCGCGUGGUCAGGGAGCUGCCCCGCAGAGUGGCCCACCGCCGCGUGCUUGAAAAGUUCCCCAUCUCCUGGUCGCCGUUCUCCUACUACCAAGAGGACCUGCUUCUGCGUCUGAAGAAGCACCGGGUGAUGCGCUUCCCCCUGACGGACUCGCGGCUGGCCAACAACGGCAUGCCCGAGUCCAUCCAGCGGCUGCGCUGCCGAGCCAACUACCGCGCCCUGCGCUACACCAACACCAUCUCGGGCGUUGCCGGCAACCUGAUCGCCCGCUUGAGGAAGCUCGGCCCCUACAUCGCGCUGCACUUGAGGUACGAGAAGGACAUGUUGGCAUUCACAGGGUGCGACCACGGGUUGAGCCGGUGGGAGAGUGGGGAGCUGAGGGAGAUGCGGCUGAACAACUCACGGUGGAAGGAGAAGGACAUCGAUGGGGAGGCAAGGCGCAAGGAGGGCGCGUGCCCCCUCACGCCCAAGGAGACCGCACUGUUUCUGCACGCCAUGGGGUUUCCUAAGAAGACGUUGAUAUACAUUGCUGCUGGGGACAUCUACGGCUCUAAAGGCCUCACGGAGCUGAAGCGGUACUACCCCAACACGUUCACGCACUCCACUCUCGCCACUCCGUUCCCUUCCCUGCGUUUUCUUGCCAUUCUUUUCAAUCCCUCCAGCGCCUUCUCUAUCUUCUUGUCCUUCUCCUCAACCCCUCGCCAGGAGCUGAAGCGGUACUACCCCAACACGUUCACGCACUCCACUCUCGCCACCCCAGAGGAGCUGGCAGCGCUGGGAGGGUAUCAGAACAGGCUGGCAGCAGUGGACUACACAGUGGCCGUGGAGAGUGACGUGUUUGCAUACACGUAUGAAGGCAACAUGGCGAGAGCUGUGCAGGGGCACCGGCGGUUCGAAGGGCACAGGAAGACGAUCAUUCCCGACAGGGAGGCGGUGGUGAGGCUGCUAGAUCAGUUCAAGGCGGGCGAGAUGAGCUGGAACGCGGUGCGCAAGGAAAUCCGGAAGCACCACAAAGGGCGCGUGGGGGGGCCUCACCAGCGGGAGGCUGGGGAGAAUCCGAAGCUGGAGGAGAACUUCUAUGCGAACCCCAUGCCGGGGUGCAUGUGCGAGGUGGAGAGGCAACCAGGGAAGGCGGUGAAGGCAUGUCGAAUGGAGGGCGGGCAGAGGAAGUGCAGGGAGGUGCCCCAGGAGGAGGAGGCGUACAUCUAA